Laetiporus sulphureus 93-53 is the source of this 1425-nucleotide messenger RNA. RefSeq lists its product as uncharacterized. Bases 1 to 1425 code for a protein of 474 amino acids. The record is from RefSeq and is a predicted model, not a curated record. NCBI's taxonomy places the organism in Eukaryota, Fungi, Basidiomycota, Agaricomycetes, Polyporales, Laetiporaceae. Gene Ontology annotation, molecular function: misfolded protein binding; protein-folding chaperone binding. Gene Ontology annotation, cellular component: endoplasmic reticulum. The transcript is spliced from 8 exons. Gene Ontology annotation, biological process: protein folding in endoplasmic reticulum.
AUGCGUCUCCGGCUCUCUCUGGCCGUCCCAUGCCUCUUAGCGGCCCUCUUGCACGGCACAACCGCAGACCCAAGUGGAUCCUCGCUCUACCCAUCAGGCCUACUCCCACUCAUCGACAACCAAGCCAACGCGCUCCUCUCCGCGGGCCAGUUCCACGAUGCCGCAAAGUACUCGCUCAGCCGCUUACCCGCCGCCCUCGCCGACCUGGACAGGUUCCUCUCCCUCACCUCCAACUCAUUCGACAAGGCCCACCUCUACAGGGCCCGCAUCCUCACCAAAGAAGGCCGCUUCUCCGAGGCCAGAGAGGCCGUCAAGAGAUACACGUCCGACGCGAAAGACGAGGAGGCACAGGAGAUGCUGCUUGCGAUCGGCGAGGCAGAGGCAGCUGCGAAGAAAGCUGAGAAGGCAAUGCUCGCGAAGCUGUGGACGGCGUGCGAGGAGGCUGCGACCACUGCGUUGCGCACGGCUUCUCAUUCGGUCGAGAUCAGGCGGAGGCGGGCAGACUGUGCUCUAGCAGCGGGUGACAUCGAGGGCGCCGUCGGCGACCUAACCCGAUUAACCCACCUCACGACCCCAUCAACGGCGCUCUUCAUGAAGAUCUUCCGCCUCUCCUACUUCCUCGGACCCUAUUCCCCGGACGACUCCCAAUCCUACGCACUAACAACCCUCAAGGAAUGCCUCAAAUUCGACCCGGACUCCUCGCAAUGCCUGCCCGCGCACCGCCUCGUCAAAUCUCUCGACAAGCAAUAUAAAGCCCUCCACGAACACCUCGACAUCUCCGACUUCCGCGCCGUCCUCUCGCUCCUCCUCGGCAACUCAAACAAAGACGACGGGCUCCACCCCACAUUCGAAGCCGCGCUCGAAAAGCACACGACGCGCGACGCGCUCAAGAUCCCCUUCACGCUCCCCACGCCCCACGCGAAACGCCCGCGCGGGGUGCGGUGGUGCGGGGCAUUGUUGGGGAUGGAGGGGAUGCGGGAGGAUGUGGAUGGGUUGGUUGGAAGGGGGGAGGCGUUGUUGGUUAAGGAGGAGUGGGAGGAGGCGUUGAGGACUUUUGAGCGGGCGUUUGAGGCAAGCGGGAGGUCGGAUCCCGAGAGGCUUUUGAGGCUGUCUCGGCAGAAGGAUUAUUAUAAAGUGUUGGGCCCGAGACGCUGCGAAAAAGGCACACACCCCGACAAGGGCGGGAGCGAAGUUAAGAUGGCCGCGGUGAACGAGGCUUACGAGGUGCUCAGCAGCCCAGAGCUCAGGCAGCGAUUCGACAACGGCGACGACCCGAACGACCCGAUGUCUCAGCAGGGCGGGCACCCUUUCCCUGGGGGGCCGGCUGGCGGUGGUGGUGAUUGUUGGGGAAGGGGGGGGGGCGGGUUCCCUGGUGGGUUUUUGUUCCGGCAGAGUCCGCCUGGGCAGCAUGGGCAUGGACAUUGA